Messenger RNA from Drosophila mauritiana, 445 nucleotides. RefSeq lists its product as uncharacterized. The transcript is spliced from 3 exons. Bases 53 to 412 code for a protein of 119 amino acids. The record is from RefSeq and is a predicted model, not a curated record. NCBI's taxonomy places the organism in Eukaryota, Metazoa, Arthropoda, Insecta, Diptera, Drosophilidae.
UGACUCGCACGGGCGGCUCCUCAGCGUCGAAAAACACACUCGAAUCGAGACAAUGUUACACCUGAGAUUUGUCUUUAUGGCCGCUUUUCCGCUGGUUUUGAUGCUUCUACUUCAGUUUAGUCCACCUGCAGAUGGCUUUAUCAUUCGACUGAUUACGGAGACACUGCAGAAUAACGUGGCUGGUGAGCCGGUUCUUCACGAGCGAACUUCUUGGGACUUUGAUCCGGAGGCGGCCAAAAGGGCCAGGUCGCUGUACUACGAGAAGAACGGAUUCCGCUCGUCCAAGUUCAUCGAGCGACUGGGCGUUGGUCUGGAUGGGCGACACGAGGAGCGGCGGGCGGAGCAAGGACAUCGCGAUGUGGGACGACUGAAUGGGGAACACAAUGUGAACUAUCCGCCUCCACCGGCUUAGCCAUAAAUAAUUAUGAUUUAAAUUUAACUCUCA